Dreissena polymorpha is the source of this 4593-nucleotide messenger RNA. RefSeq lists its product as uncharacterized. The transcript is spliced from 4 exons. NCBI's taxonomy places the organism in Eukaryota, Metazoa, Mollusca, Bivalvia, Myida, Dreissenidae. Gene Ontology annotation, biological process: carbohydrate biosynthetic process. Bases 738 to 1973 code for a protein of 411 amino acids. The record is from RefSeq and is a predicted model, not a curated record. Gene Ontology annotation, molecular function: sulfotransferase activity. Gene Ontology annotation, cellular component: membrane.
UCGGUUAGUGGUGUGAUAAACAAGGAAUAUACCAUCACCGCGAUUUGAAACAUUUUUUGUUUAUAUAAUAUACUGUUACAAAAUUUGUUUGGAAAAAAGUAUGGACAUUCCAAAUAGAAAAGUGAAAAUGCAAAGCAUAUAGGAGAGUUCACUAUUCAAUUCAUGGGCGUACAAACAUGUAACGUGGAUAAAUACAUUUAUUGUAAGUUAUCGUCAUGUUUUACAAUAACAAUAGAUGUUUCAACACAUAUCAAUCUAUUAUUAAUAUGAAUUAUCAUCAGCGCGACGAUAGAGGUUAAAUAGGUGUAUUCAAGAACGUGAGCAUGCUUGCUGUUGUUCGGUGAAAGGAAUUAUUAGUGGGGAUGUAAGUUAUCCGUACCUAACCCCGGAUCGCCAAUAAUAUUGACAUACUGACGCCGAGUAAAAAAAUUGGGUCAAGAAAUACUAUGUGAAACAGGUUCCGACUCAAAUCGAAAAGCUCAGUCAUAACAUUGAUACGCUAUCAAUACAUCAACCUCGUAUCUAACGUGCAUGCCAACUUACCGGUAACAACUUUAUAGUAAAAUGCCCGUGCAGGGGCGUUUCAUAAUAUCAAUUGAUCAACUGGAACUAUCAACGUAUUCGACAACAAACUGAAUAUACUUUACGCAGUUCGGAUCAAACGUAUCCUCUAAAAGGUACAUCUGCAGAAGAAGAAUCCCGGGAGGUCUGCUGUAACUCACGUCUGUAGCGGCAAGAUGAGACGGCUGUUUGCACGCACCUUGCUGACGGUGGCUAUUGUGGUUGCAAUGCUUCUACUGAACGUUUAUGUAAAUCAAGAUGGUGAAUACAAUGGGACAAUGGCAAUCAUCACAGCAGCGGGGAAUAUGCCUGCAUUAGUAACGGGAGUUACGAAUGCCACCAAGACGGCUGAUACUGUCUCUCUUGAUGACGUCAUUACCGGUCGACGUCAACGAGUAGAGACAAUGUGCCAACGAUUUUUCACGCGAACGAAUGCGAUGUUGGAAAUAUCAGGCAUCCGACGUGCCAACAUGUCUUACUGCGUUGUGCAGAAAGCCGGAUGUACGAUGUGGAUCCGACUGUUCAAAUACUUCGAGGGUCAAAACUAUGAAAGAGGAAGCCCGAUGACUCUGACUAAAUACCAAGUUCAUUAUGAGAGAGCAGAUUUGUACAAACGGUAUACCAUUUACAACGGAGAUCAGUUUGUUAAAAGAUCGCACCGAGUCAUGACGGUUAGACAUCCGUUCACUCGGAUAUGGUCAGCUUUCAUUGAUAAAUUCCUGCUGCCAGACUUUUGGUUCUCCAAAGGCACACAAAUUGUACGCACGGUUCGUCCGAAAGCCAGCAAAAAGUCUCUUCAGUGUGGGAAUGAUGUGACAUUUCCGGAAUUCGUUAAGUAUUUACUCAAGAUUGGUCAUCAGCGCACUUAUGUGAACCAAGACAAGCACUGGCUUCCAGCAAGUGAUAUUUGUGACCCGUGUGCGUUCAAGCCGGACAUCAUAGCAAAACAUGAAACGUUUAUUACAGAUCUUGAAUAUACAGUGAACCGGAUUGGGUUAGGAAAUCUAAUUAAUAGUUUUAAGGUCGAAGACCCUACUAAAUUUGAAAUAAGAGACGAAAUUGACUACAACUUUCAUAUAUAUGAUACAUUUAAGUCUUGUUUAACAAAACGCGAGCUUGCCGAAAGGCUAUGGAACGCUUUUAUACUGAACGGGUACAUUCUUGCAAACCAAACAUUCCCAAAGGAACUUCAGGAGGAUAAAAUAACUGCGGCUUCGUUUGAAGAAUUAGUGACAGACGGGCGAGCUAAGUUCACUUUAUCUCACGAAGAAAAGAAGGCAAUCCGCAAACGAGUGUUAAGUACGGCAUUCAAAGAAAUACCACAUUCGGACAUGAACAGAUUACGUGAUCUUUAUAAAAACGAUUUUGAUUUGUUUGACUACGAUCCUUUCCCUGAAUUUGUUCCGACGUAAUAUUUGAUUGGUCCUAAAUAAUCUUUAAGAAUAAACAUGUUAUGUUAUAAAGUAUAUGUUCAGUAGUCCCACUUUCCAUCACGUAUUUAUUAUAAUCAAGCGAUUGUUGUCUUUGAUUUGAAAUGCUUUGGAUAUGAUUCAUUUUAAAAUAUUCACAUGGCAGGUUUACAAAUGGACGUGCACAUUUGAACCUUAAAUCUUCCAAUCUUCGGCGCUUAAUUCAAUUUGACACUGUUCGUUUCGCGUCUUUUGAUUUUGCGAUGUAAUGGUUAGAAGAGGAUAAACCUUUUCACAAACGCACAUGAAUCAGCUGGGGGGGGGGAUUGCUUAAGUCAAGACAACAGCUGGAUUGGUCUUUAACUUGGCACUGAUAAAAUAUUUGAAACUUAUUUCUGAAUUGCACGACGAUGAUCUGCGUAUAUUAAACUAAAUGAUACUAUGUCUCUAAAACAUAUUCAUAUCAAAGACGAUGUUAAGUUGAUAGUCGUUUGGUUUCAUUUCGAAGUGCCUCGGAAGAUUACAAUUUUGGUAUCUGGUUUGUACACUACCUUCAAGUAUUUAAAUAGUAAUUAGUAAUGGCUAAUUUGAAAUUUAUUAUCUUUCUUGGUAUUCAACUUUAAUUGCGAUGCUAUGAGGUGAAAUUGUGUUUACAAUUAAAUGUUUUGUCUAAAUAAUUGUUGACCAUGUAUUAUGUAUGGAGCUCCUUAAAGUCGGUUAAUCCCCCCACAAAGCAUUUUGUUGAUUUUUUGAAGACGUUGAUGCCAGUUUUAUUAAUGUGUGCGUUGUUUCCCUUUGUGUCUUGUCUAAUUUGUUUUGCAUCUCGAUGUAUGGAAUUGUUUACUCGUGUUACAUAAAGAACCUCGUGUGGUAAUAAGGUUUCUCUAGUGAAGGUGCAGUUAUAGUUUUAUUUAGUGUAUAAACGUUUAUAUUCCCUCUGUGCAUGUGUUAUUUUUGUUUUAUACUUGCAGCAUUAGAUAACUUUAAAGUGAACAUACCAUAUCUAUAUAUGUAUGUUUGUUUUGAAAAUCAACAUUCAAAGGCACAUGUACAUAAAUCAAGCGCCGACAUUAUUUUUGCAAAUGUAUCCUUUCAUUACAUUAUCUGCAGCUGAAACGUAUUGUUGUACAUUUGUAUUGUUUCUAGGUGAGCAUAGCGCGCCAUCGUUAACAUGGUAACAUGGUUAUCUGCAUUAAGCAUAAAUUAGCUCAACUGCACAUUUGUAUUUUGUGUUAUGUUCGUGCUCAGAAUACUUUUGUUCAUGUUGCAAUAAGUUCAAUUAUGCCGAAAGGGUCGUCUAAUGUGGUUUUUAUUGUUUAUAUCUAUUUUAUUCACUUUCUGUAUAAAGUACAAAUUCAGUUGUAAUGAAAUACCAAUUUUAUGCACGCAUAAAAAGAAAAAUAGUCUCAACGUUUGCCAACCAGGGUAAAAGUGAAAGUGUUAUUAACAAGUUGGAUUAAUUAAGAUGUGUCUGGUUACACAAUUUAAAAUAAAUAUCCAAUAAAAAAGGGUUUUUAGUACUUUCUUCAUCAUGGAGAUUUUUAGUUGUUCGCGUUAGCGGACAACUAAUUUUAAGAGGGAGUUUUUCAAGUCAGUCUGCUCUUGACUACGCUAAGAACGAUAACCACUGCAUUUGCUGCAUCCGCGCAAUGUUGUCUUCUCACAGAAAUCCAAUACUUCUUUGUUUUUUAGGUGUAUCUACUUUCUAGCUUGUUAUCAUUUCCUAGCUGAAACCCGAGAUUAUGUGUAUCUGGCAUUUGUUAGAAAAACAUUUUGUCUUGAACAAAGUCUGAAUCUGAGAUAACAGCGACAAUUUUGUGGAAACUUAGGGAACAUUUAUUUUAGUGAAUAAUUUUGUCGUUCAUGUUGUAAAAUUGUUAACUUCAUUUUAUGAACUUCAAUUUACUUUUUUAUUUAAAAGAAGUUCUAUAUUAAUUAAAUUGAAUUGUGUUCAUAUGGAAUGUUCUAUUUUCAAUAACAAUUAAAAACUGUGAGGUUUAAAAGACAAAGUCCCAUUUUGAUUUUAUGAACAGAGAUGUAUAUAAUGUGUUACGACAGGUUUUGUUAUUUUCUUUCUUUCAUAUACCUUUACGCAUAACGAUACAGUAGUUGAUGUAUCAUGUACCUAUAAUUAAAAAAAGAAAGAAAAGGGAAUGUCGUGUAUUGUAAUGUAAGGGACACAUCUUGUAUUGUGUUGUUAAAGCAUGCGGUCAUAAGUUAUUUGUAUUGAGGUUUAUAUCUGUGUGAAUCUAUGAAUAAAGUCAUUUGUUAGUUACCCACCAACGAGUUCAGAGCAGACAUGGCGAAAGACCGUCACAAUUUACAGGCCAGACUGGCCUACGAGGAGAAAUAAUUUACAGGCCAGUUGUUAAUUUCACAGGCCUCAAUUUAAAUUGUUUAAUCCUGGAGGAACAUUGCAUAAUAAAUUCAAAAAGUAAAUGUUAACAUGUGUUUGAUUUAUGAAAGGGCAAAAAUAGUGUGAACAGCCUGAUUCGAAAAAAUAAAUAAAGUGUAUUUUUUAGUUUGGGAAAAAUAUUAACACAUAUUAACAUACAAACAUAAUUGAGUUUUAUUGAUGUAUUUAACACAAAUUUAUUAAUAUAUUAAAUACUUUUACCUUUAA